GGAUUCGCAUGGAGUUGGGUUUGGUGCGCUGCCCGCGAGGAGCUAUAAAAGCGCACGAUGCGAGCAACUUGGCCGUUAGUCGUCAGUCCUCCGGCGUGGAACUCGAUCUCCGCCGUGGGAGCAGCUGUAUUCCGUGAAAGCAUAGCCACCAACGGUUGAAAUGUGUUUGCAAACUAUUUAGCAUCGGUGUAUCCGUAAAAUGUAACAGCAACCAGAAGACGGUCCUCGAAAAUCAGACACACAAUGUCGCACCUGGUGAUGAGGCGACGGAUUCUGCUUAUGGUUUUGCUAUUUGCAGGUCCACUGCGAAACGCACCUUUCGGCGGUGCACAGGUGGCGAUAGCGACAUCACCAACCACCGGUCGUGACCGUCAAAUUCCGCCGGAGUGGGAGCGAAACUGGGAGUUGGAUCCGGACUGGGAUUUCACUGGAAGUGAGGACAGGGACUCCGUCGCGCCGACGACGUCACGCUCCUUGGACAACUUUUACCCUUUCGAUGGCGGAAAUGCCCCGCCGAAAACCAGUGAAACGGAAAUGGAUAACCAAUUCGGAGAUAGCUAUCUCACCCCGUAUCCUGCAUUGUUCGGUCGCCAGUGGCACCUCCAGCAUCGCAAGCAGCUGCAGGUGCAGCACAAGUGGCAAUCUCCGGCACCUCCACUUGCGGAGGUCAAGGCCAAGAGGGAUCCCGCCAACUGGCCACCCGACGACGAGGAGCCACCGCCUACGCACCCCUACGCCUACACCUUGCCCUGGAAACGAAAGGAGGUUCCGGACUCACUCCGAUAUAUGCCCUCGAUCAGUGCUGCCAUGACCAAUCUGGGCGGCUUUUUCAACCGCCUGGAGGCGAACCUGCGCUUCGCGGAGCAGUCGCAACUGGGUGAGUCGGAGACGCGAAUGCUGGAGGGUAAGCACCCGCACCCACUGCACCUGCCGCCCGUGCCGCCCGACGCUCCGGAGGAUUCCGAGCAGCAGCAGGAGCACGACCGGAAGACAUCGAAGCUCCUGCAGGCCCUGCGCAGCUACAGGCCCUCCCAGAAGAUCCGAUCGCUGGUGUCGCGCAAUCCGCAGGGAUACCGCGGCUCCCAGUUCAUAGAUCCGAGCUACAUGUGGCUGGGUCUGGGCAAAUGACAGUGAGACCGCCGGAGCAGCAGAAUGACCCAUCAAUAGUUACCUAAGUAGCUGCAACGAAUGCCGCCCCAAGAUUCGAUUUAAUUUAUGCCCUCUGUGUGUGUAGAAAUAUAUGUUUGAAAGUCUAUCACAGCAAAAACGAAGAAAUGUGUGUUAAGUUUUAAGGAAUGGUAUGUAUUAACAUUUUAGAACUGCAAACAAAUAAUAGUAGAUGUUGUCCCAAAUCUUCAAGCAUUAUAACACGAAGAGCAAAACAAAACGCCCAGCACCCAAAUAAUUAUCCAUGUGAUUGUGUAUAUAAAAUAUAUAUAUUUUUUUUGGAGCCAAUCGAAAAAUCGUGUUUUGGCCAUUUCGUUCGAAUAUACGUAUGGAUACAGUCGCGUUAAUGUAAAUAUAUAUGAUGUA
Messenger RNA from Drosophila simulans, 1533 nucleotides. RefSeq lists its product as uncharacterized. The transcript is spliced from 3 exons. Bases 244 to 1128 code for a protein of 294 amino acids. The record is from RefSeq and is a predicted model, not a curated record. Lineage: Eukaryota; Metazoa; Arthropoda; Insecta; Diptera; Drosophilidae.